Molecule: messenger RNA, 1735 nt
Organism: Callithrix jacchus (white-tufted-ear marmoset)
Lineage: Eukaryota; Metazoa; Chordata; Mammalia; Primates; Cebidae
Gene: FAM220A
Product: family with sequence similarity 220 member A
Biological process (GO): protein dephosphorylation; negative regulation of transcription by RNA polymerase II
Cellular component (GO): nucleus
Molecular function (GO): STAT family protein binding
Source: RefSeq, a predicted model, not a curated record
AUGAGGGACAAAAGAGGGCCCCUUGGCACCUGCCUGGCACCAGUGCAGCGGGCCAGAGGAGGUGAUUUGGACAAACUGUUACACAGCCUUAAGAAAAGAAUGCUGAAGGAGGGCCCCUGGCCUGCAGAUGCACCCUCCUGGAUCAAUAAGCCUGCGGUUGACAGAAAGUCACAGAGUGCUGCAUUAUCACUGGAAAUGAGAAAGGAUCCUAGUGGGGCUGGCCUCUGGCUUCACAGUGGUGACCCAGUGUUUCCACAUGUGAAAGAAUUAAUAAGAAGAAAUCUAGCCUCAGUAGCCACUCUGAGCGCAGCCAUGGGUUUGUUCUCUGCUCCAACAGAGUGUUUUGCUGGGGUGUCCUGCAGUGGUGUUGAAGCUCUGAGGUGGGACUGGCAAGGAGGAGGGCCUGAGGCCGACGGCCACAGAGGACAGUGCCCCAAAGGAGAGCCUCAGGUGUCAGGACUGCCACACCAUCAAAAACUGCUGGAAAUGGGAAGUUGUCAGGAUGACCCACCAAGUGAUUUUCCCGAGUGUCUGGGCUCUGAGUUGGAACCCUCUUGCCUGCACUCCGUCCUGUCUGCAGUGCUGCACGUGUGUCUAGAAGUGCUCCUGGAUGAUGAGACAGAACGAGUUUUCCUUGACUGUUUAAAGUCCAUGUUUUCAAAGCAAACAGUAGAAUUCAAGAAAAUGCUUAAAAGCACCUCAAAUAGUCUCCAGAUGACACUGGGGUUACUGGUUCUGCAACCUUUUGAAUUAGCAAAUUCAUUAUGCCAUAGUUAAGGUCCAAGCAGAACAAUAAAAAUAGGUUAAUUUUAAGAGUUGUCUUAGAACGAUUUCUUUCCCAUUAAGUCUGGAUGCAAACCGUGCAGCCCUUCAGUUCCUGCUGUGGUUUUUUAUGACUCGACAGACUUCAAGUAAAUUGAGUUGAAAUUCAAAGCUGGUUGAUGUGGAAGAAACUUUUUUAGCAUGUGUUAAAUUGUGCUUUCAAAGACAUAAAGAACUGGGAAACAUUUCAGGAGACUAUCAUAGCCUGUAUAAAUAUCAGAUUAGAACAUACAGAUUUACCAUGAAAUUCUGUCUUCAACACUCAUUCUAAAGGGCUACUGUCCGAAGUCCUGUGUGUUCCUUCGGCUUGUCUGAUCACCCAAUGGAAGUGGAUAUUCGUGAAGUUUACACCGCUGUACUUGGCAUUAAGCCUUGCUGAAUUCGUAGUAAGCUGUUACCAUUUCUGCAUUUUGUAGAUGGUUUUCGUGUGCAGCAGAAUUCGAUUUCCCUUCUCACACCCCUUUCCUUUCACGUGAAAUGUGAUUUAGACAGAGGCCCUGGGGUGAAAGUUGCAAUAUUAAGCUUACCUUUCGAGGAGUCCCUUCUCAAACUCGGAACCCUAGCAGUGUUACCUUCAACGAAAAAGAGCUUGAGAAAGAGGUAGCUCCAUUACAGAGAAGCAAAUCAAGUUACUUCCCUUCUAAAAAGUUUCCCGGAUUCUAGGAAUUGCAGUAUCUUGUGCCCUCAGAUUUUUCAGGUGACUCCUUUUGUUGUCUGCUGAUAACUUUAAUAACGAUAAUUUAAGGGCAUAAGUUUUUAAGGACUCCCAAAGUGAGACUUAACCAUUUUGGGGAUUACUGAUUGCAUAUACCAGUUUAUAUUGUGUGCCGAAUUAUGCCAUGUGCUAUUUUAGUGUUUGGAGGAAACGAAAAAUAAAAUUUGUUCUUUAGCUUAAUAAAUAUGUCUUAUUUUA